Messenger RNA from Cololabis saira (Pacific saury), 451 nucleotides. RefSeq names its product general transcription factor IIH, polypeptide 5 (gene gtf2h5). The coding region runs from base 178 to 393 and encodes 71 amino acids. The record is from RefSeq and is a predicted model, not a curated record. Gene Ontology annotation, biological process: nucleotide-excision repair; nucleotide-excision repair, preincision complex assembly; transcription by RNA polymerase II. The transcript has 3 exons. Lineage: Eukaryota; Metazoa; Chordata; Actinopteri; Beloniformes; Belonidae. Gene Ontology annotation, cellular component: transcription factor TFIIH holo complex; transcription factor TFIIH core complex.
UACUCGUCUGUAUUGAUGCCGCACUAGUUUGUCCCUCGUCACACACCGUACAUCCCACCGCUAGCAGAGAUAACAACAACAAAACACUCCUCUAGAUCGAUACGUCGUCUCGUUUAGGAAUAAACGCUUUCAAUUAAACACCGAGGUGAAGCGGCUGUGAAAUCCCCUCCUGUCGAAAUGGUCAACGUACACAAAGGUGUUCUCGUGGAAUGUGAUCCUGCCAUGAAACAAUUCCUCCUCUUCCUGGAUGAAAGGAUGGCUUUGGGAAAGAAGUUCAUCCUGAAGGACCUUGAUGACACACACCUUUUCAUCCUGGCAGAGGUGGUUCACACCCUGCAAGAGAGAGUUGGAGAGUUAAUGGACCAGAAUUCAUUCCCCAUCACGCAGAAAUAAACGUUUUCCUCCUUGGGACUGCUAUUUGCUGUAAAAUAAAUAAAAAUAUUGUACAGAG